Messenger RNA from Babesia microti strain RI, 2229 nucleotides. RefSeq lists its product as hypothetical. The record is from RefSeq and is a predicted model, not a curated record. Bases 1 to 2229 code for a protein of 742 amino acids. NCBI's taxonomy places the organism in Eukaryota, Apicomplexa, Aconoidasida, Piroplasmida, Babesiidae. The transcript is spliced from 2 exons.
AUGAGCGAAUGUGUGGAUAAAUCCGAUUGUGCAAUAAGUGAAAAUGUCUCCAAUGGCAUUUUCGACAAUCUGCUACAUAUGGUAAAGGAUGAACAAAAUGCAUAUUCUAGGGGACGGUGUAAAAUAGCCUCGCAGUGCGAUGGAUUGUGCGAUCAAAUAUUUGAAAGGUAUCGUGUAUUCCUCAGAAAUACAUACAAUAAACCCCUAAAUCGCAUCACUCACGAAUGGAGUAUCAAGGAUAAGAAGGCGCUGCACUUGGACUGGAUGCAUAAUAUCAGGGACUAUGAAAGCUGGUUUCCUCCUGACCGAGAUGAUUUUAGGUUCCACUUCUAUAGCAAUCUCCCUUUUUCUUUCCAGCAUUUGCUACAUUCUACUCUCCAUUACUCUGCUAGACAUAUAAAACUUCUAUCCAAUAGCACCAGCGAUUGGCUACCAGUACUUACCAUACACAAUAUCAUUAUCAGUGGUAAUGUUAAUACGAGUGUUUGUGCAAAAUCAGUGGCAAAGAUAAUGCUUGUUAGUAUGAAAAAAUGUUGCAAGGAUAACAUCUAUCCAGACGAUCUACAAAUAAGGUGUGAUGGAAUGACAAUCACUAAUAAUGAAGGGAAUGAGAUCAAAUUGGUUGCACCUACAAUUGAAUUUGAUGAUGUUGUAGAAUCAAUCGAUGUUUGUAACUACAGCCGAGAUAUGGAUUCUUAUUUGCUAGCAGUGAAACUGAGAAAUCAGCACGUCGAACUAUACAAUAUAAAAGAAUUCAUCAGGCAAUCCGUGAAAGCUUUACUUAGUACAGAAAAUAUAGCAAAAACUAGUUCCAGUGGACGAGUGAUACAAAUGGCUAGAGAAGAUAGCAGUUGCUGCCACGACUAUCUGCCAAUUAAAUUUAUGUAUUCUUCAGAUGUGGACAAGAAACUGUUUCCAUCACAUGUCGUAGCCAUUGUUACUAAUUUACAAAAUAUCGCAAUAUACCCCAUAAAAAGAAUUUCGGAGACUGAAUUUGAUUUGGAACACUUGCAAAUUAUAACCCUUAAUCCACCUACUAAUCACUACUUCACCGACGUAUCUUCUCCCAUCUGCUUGCACGGCAGCCAACCCAUCCUAUACACAGUAGACACCAGUGCUACACUAAAAUUGUUCCAAAUAUUUGAUAAAAAGGUGAUCAAGUUGGCGAUGUCCCUAACUAUACCCGAGAUUAUUGACAAACAGGCACUUGGUUCCUACUAUAAGUGCUGCCUCAAGGUUGAUGUUAAUUUGAGGUUUCCUAAUCUAGUGGCUGUAGGCGGUACUACGGAAAACAUUUGGAUCUUUGAUAUUGUCAAGGUACUGGGUUCGAAACCUGGAGUGUAUUAUGCUCCUCAAUAUGUAAGUUCUAGUCUAGGGUCUAACCAUAGCACAAAAGUCAAUACUCAUGCCGCUUUCACCAGAACAGCUAAUAAUAAUAAUAACUACAGUAAAGAUUGUGGCAGAGUGGAGAAGGAUGUAUAUCACUGCGUGAUAAAACCAUACCUGCCAUCCCAGGUAUACAUACACUUCGGUCCCUUACACCCAAUAGCCAAACUUAGUUGGAUUAGGGGAGCCGAUGCUCUGCUGGCAGUGCAAUAUGGCAAAUUUAUAAAAUCGCAUAAUGCCCAUGAAAUUGAUCCCGCAAAUAAACACUCGGUUUGGGCUAUAUGGAAUGUGGCCAAGGAUGUACAGAGCCCCGAUGAUGCUAUAAUGAGGAACAAGUACUGGAUUGGCAGGUCGAAUAUUUCUACCAAUAAACCAGUUAAUAAUUCAAGGCUUGUAGCGCUUUAUAAUGGACAUUUUGACUCAGAAAGUGGCGUAUUAGCGACAGAUUUCAAAUGGAGUGGUCAAUUGGGUCUAGUGGCCGCUAGUACUGAUAGUGCCAGGCAAUUGCACAUAGUGAAGCCUGGAGUGUGGUCUUGGGGCGAUUGUGACGACGAAUUUGCCGUGGCAAGACUGGAAGGUGAUGUAAAUUUUUUUAAAAACUCCCUCAAACACAUUCAGGAAUUGAGUAGUAGAUUUUGCGCCGAGGAAUCAACACUAGACAGCACGAAGCAGCGCCGUACAAGAGCUAGAUUCAAUGUACUCGAGAAUGAAGCAGCAAAAGAACUGAAUAGGAUUGCAAAUGGGCUGGAAAAUCCGUUAAAACUCGAAUAUUUGCCCGAGUGGUAUAGGAAACAGGUCACACUGCCCAGUGACAGAGACAAGAUGGUAGAUAAGUUCGUAUAG